CUCCCACUCAACCAGACCAAAAGGAAAGAGCCGCUUGCCUCCAUGAAUCCUGCUCUCAUUCUCACCUUUCUUCCACCAAAGCUUCCUUCCUCAAUAACCGCGCCUUCGCUGCAACGUAGUACUUCCCUUCUCACUUACACGAAGCCAAUUGCAUGGAGUUUGAGGCCGAUUCCUCGGCCGAGUCGGAGGCUCGACUUUCGGGCCUGGACUGACGACGGUGACGCGGACGGUGGAGACCCAGACGACUACGAUAUGGACGAGGAUGAGGCUGAGGAAGCCGACAACAAGAAAGACUUCGAUGUCGAUUACGACACCUCCCUCGGCCUUUCCAUCUCAGCCGCCGGCGCCGGUGGCGACGACGACAUUGCCAUGGUCUACAGCAGCAGCUUUGUCUCCACCCAGGGUUGGGACUCUGAGAAAAUCGUCGAUUACAGAAUCAACGAAGACGAAUUCCAUAAGAUUAGCCUCCAUGACUGCGAUUUCUUCAUCCGCAGACCUCCUGAUCCUGACAACGACGUGUAUGAUUUCCGUGAGAUGUACGUUACUCCACCGGAUACUGAUGUGUAUGCAAUUCCCAAGGUUCUUGCACCAAUGCCUCAAAAGUAUAUUAGAUGUGGCAAAAGUGAAUAUGGAUCCUACAAUGUGACAGAGCCUCCCAUUGAUGCGCCUAGGGAUCCCAUGUACAAAUCGGAGAGGGAAGUAUUGAAGGUAUACUUGACAAAGCAUUAUAGGAACCGCAGAUUAGGUGAUCCAGAUUUUGUUCUCGAUUUUGAGGAGAUUUAUGUUAUUGAUUCGAAAACCAAAUCCAUUACAAGAGCUAAAGUGGUGGUAACAGUUCCAGAAGGAAUAAACAGGGAUAGAAAGAAUGAUUUGCUUGUCAUCCAUGAUAAUGGAAACUCUUUCAAAAUAAUCCCAUCGGAAGAAAGAGAAGAUCCGUCUCUUGUGAUACAGAAAGAAGAGUGGAAGAACACGCGGGAAGAUAUGGAAAAGCACCUUAGAAAGCUUAGGGACUUCAGUAUAUCAAAUUGGUUUUAGGCAAAUUGAAUCUUUUGGCCCCAUAAUGAUGUUGUAGAAUUAGAUGGUGACAUGGAAAACAAGUAGAGUUUGAUUUUACUUAAGAUCAAUGCCAAUUUUGGAUGCAUGUUUAAGCUGUGCCACAAGUAGGGGUGUAUCUCACUAUUUGAUUCGAAUUCGAUUAUUUUGAGAACUAUUUGCAUUUGCAUCGAUAUAUAUUUGAAUCUAAAAAUUUUAUUCGUA
Ipomoea triloba (trilobed morning glory) is the source of this 1257-nucleotide messenger RNA. RefSeq lists its product as uncharacterized. The record is from RefSeq and is a predicted model, not a curated record. Gene Ontology annotation, cellular component: plastid-encoded plastid RNA polymerase complex. The coding region runs from base 43 to 1035 and encodes 330 amino acids. The transcript has 6 exons. NCBI's taxonomy places the organism in Eukaryota, Viridiplantae, Streptophyta, Magnoliopsida, Solanales, Convolvulaceae.